GCGGGGUCAGUUUAUGGCAGGUUCGUCCCCGGAGGGUGUGCGUGUGUGUGUGUCUCUCUCUCUCGCUCGCUCGCUCACUCGCUCGCCUGCCCUCUCUCUCUCUCUCUCUCUCCAAGUGAGUGUGUCGACUCGCUAAGCGACGAUCUGCAAACAGGCACCGGAGCCAGUCCGAGCUAAAGAGACACGAAGAAACAGGAACCACAGUAUCUCCCAAUGUUCUCGACGACACCUCUCCGCCGCCUGCACUGAUCCCGUCGACGUUGCCGUCUCCCCGGACUUCGACCUCCCAAAAGAAAAGGAAGAAGGAAAAAAAAAAGCCACAGGAGAAAUUAAUGCAUCUCGCGCUGCGUUCCUGUUCGUUUUGACCUGUGUAGCUACAAGGGAAUCCUGCAAGAAGGAUUAGCGGUCUGUCAAUGAGGAACUACCGGCUCAUCUUCUGCCACAACCUGAAGCAGCCAUAGAUGGUUCAGUGGUUCACUGGCUAGGGGAGGAGAAGAUAGGACACACUUUCACUGCUACACGACGUGAGGUCUUGGCGGGUCUGUGGUGAGGAGGAGGAGCAGGGGGCCAUGAGGAAGAGCGUGUCUCUGUUGCCAGGCAACGAGGGUGGGAGCUCAGCCAGCACCACGCGGGUUUUUGGCGUUCCUUUGGAGGAGGUGUCGCGCACGCACACCAUCAAUGGCCACGAGGUUCCUGCACUGGUGAAACACAUUGUUGACUACAUCGAGGAACACGGUCAUCUGGACCUGGAGGGGCUCUUCCUGGUUAAUGGCAACGCAGAGCGUGUGGAUUGGCUGCGUCAGCGCUACGACAACGGUGAGGAGGUGGAGCUGGAGAAGGAGGCCGACCUGGCGUCCGCGGUCAGUUUGCUGCGACUCUUCCUGCAGGAGCUGCCUGAGCCUGUUAUACCAACAGCGAUACAGGGACACAUACUGCAGCUACACCAAGAUUACAGCAAUGAGGAGGAGCUGUGUAGAAAUCUGAAGUACCUGCUGCAGCAGCUUCCCCAGCUGAACUACGGCCUGCUGCGUUUCCUGUGUCGCUUCUUGGCCAGCGUGGCAUCACUGCAGCAGGAGAGCUGGAACAUCGGGACACUGGCCGCCGUCUUCGGACCUGACAUCUUCCAUCUAUCAACAGACGGAGAGGACCUUCGGGACCAGGAGUCUGUUAGCAGAGUCCUGGCAGAGCUGUUAGACAACCAGGAGGGCCUGUUUGACUUGGAGGACGAUGAUGUCUCCACUACCAAUGACUACAGCUCCAUCAAUGAACAGAUCACAGAGCUGUUGGACGAUGACAAGUGUGAGCCAGAAUGUGAAGAGCUUCCUCAGGACGGGGAGGAGGGUCCUGCCUCCUCCGACUCACCACGACACACGCACGCCCAUGACGACCCUGCAGCCAGCUCCCACCUCUCCUCUAUGUCCAUCCUGCCUGCUGACUCUGCAGAGAUAAUCCAGCGAACCAUCAGGGCUGCAGUCGAGCAGCACUUCUAUGAGCUGAAAACCUCCAUCGACCAUGGCCUCAGCAACUAUGAUAGCCAGGGGGCGAGUCCCAGUGAGCCAGCAGACGAGGGUUGCCAUGAAGAUGAGGAGCAACAAACGGACCUCGGGGAGAAUCCCUGUGACACAGAAGGGGAGACCCCACUCACGCAGACGGAGCAACACAUGCAACAAAGCCAGACAGACACACAGGAUUCGCUGGACUCUGACUCCGGCCUGGUGAAGAGCUCGGGAAUGGAGCUGGAUUCAGAGGCUGUCAGAGACGCUGAGAACAACAUCAACACUACCAGGCAGGACAAUCAACCCUGUGACAGCAUGGAUCAGACCGACUCCAUAAGCUGUCAGGACCCAACUUCAUGUCGCUGUGAUCAGAAUGCCAACACCAGCGAGAACAACAGGAACCACCCAUCGCCAUGCCAACAAAACUCUGGCCACAACCCCCACCUCCAACUCUUUCCAGACAACCAAUGGGAAGCAUCACCCCCCUCCCAUCUCCACCUCCCUCCCAUAGAUUUCUCAUGUAUGCAUCUGCAAAAAGAUGGCCAAGACCCCAUCCCGGCUUUCAAAUCCUGGCAGGAUGACAGCGAGAGCGGAGAGGCGCAGCUCUCGCCGCUGGCUGGUCGCAUGGUCCCUCUCCCCCUGUUGCCCCUGGAGGAGUACGGCGAUGAUGAUGAUGAUGAUGAGGAGGGGGAGGGAGGGCAGGACGCCUCCCCCUCCUCUUCCCGCUCCCACCCUCACCUUCUGGCCCGCCGCUUCCUCGACUUUGGCGCGCACGGUGCUCAACGGUUCCUCCAGCAGGACCCGGACGCCACCUCGCCCACCAAAGCACAGAGGCCGCGCCGAGCAUCGUUUGGCUCCAAAGAGGCGAUGAGGGGAGGAGAUUCAGUGACCCACCAACUCACCAAGAAGCUACAGCACCUGAAGAAGAAGAUCAAACAGUUUGAAGAGCAGUUUGAGAAGGACAGAAACUAUAAGCCCUCUCAUGGCGACAAGGCAGCUAACCCCAAAGUCCUCAAAUGGAUGACCGACCUCACCAAGAUCCGCCGGCAAAUCAAAGGACGCCAGCACCACCUUUUACCCAGAAGCACGCUGAGGCACCAGGCUUUGCUCCAUUCACACAGACGCCACCAUGCUCCCUCCUUCCCCUCCUCUUCCUCUAUCUGCCCACCUCCCCAUCACACACUCACCCCCCCGCGCCACCCCUACUCAGGCCUGAACUCUAGACCGUUUCACCUCAAUGCCAAACACCGCGCAGAGAGCGAGCUCGGCCCUCUGACUCGUCCUCGCAGCAACACCUUGCCCAAGAGCUUUGGCUCCACACUGGAUCAAGGAGCCUACGAUGCGGCGGGGGAAGUGAAGGGUUCACAUCCCACCAGGGAGGAAACACUGGAGAUGAUCCAGCUCAGGGUCAAAGGGAAGAGGCAGGAGGACGGAUGGCCUGAUGACAUCAAGAAGAUGACAAAGGAGCAGUUGUCCUGUGAGAAGACGGUCCUGCAGAAGAACUUGCUGCACUACGAAGGCCUGCACGGCCGACCGGUGACCAGAGAGGAGCGUCUGGUGGUGAGGCCGCUCUACGACCGCUACAGAUUGGUCAAACAGAUGCUCACCAGAGUCAGCAUCACACCUGUCACAGUGUCCCCCUCCAGUAAGAGGAGGAGUCAGACCCUCCAGCCAAUCAUAGAGGGUGAAACUGCUCAUUUCUGGGAGGAGAUCAAAGAGGAGGAGGAGGAUGAGCGGAAGGGAGGAGGAGAGGAAAAGGAGGAGAAGGAGGAGGAGAGGGAUGAGGAGGAAGAUGACGAGGAAGAGGAGGGAGAAAGCAGCGGCGGGGAGAUGCAGAGCUCCGAGGUCAUCAUGGCCGUCGACCUCGUGACCCCGACCGACCGGCAAAUGGGGAGCCAGAACCAGUCCGACGGCCAGGGCGACUGUCCAAUGAGAGCCAAGCUGGAGGAGGGGUCGGGGAGGCUCGCGCUGGACCUGAGACUGUCCAGCUCCAACGCCUCGUCCAUGCCAGAGCUGCUGGAACAGCUGUGGAAGGCCAGGGCCGAGAAGAAGAAGCUGAGGAAGACCAUCAGAGAGUUCGAGGAAGAUUUUUAUCAGCAUAAUGGAAGGAAUGUUCAGAAGGAGGACCGGGUGCCGAUGCUGGAGGAGUACAGAGAGUACAAGAGGAUCAAGGCCAAACUCCGCCUGCUGGAAGUCCUAAUCAGCAAACAGGAUUCCUCCAAAUCCAUCUAGACCCGCCCUCCUCCUCGGUCAAACCCGCCAGUCAUCCCUGCUGCCAGGACACGCCGGGCGGGGCGUCCACCCGUCUGCCCGACGACAACACACCCGGGGGGGCGGACUCACGAUCGCUGCUCGGUCUGCUGCAGUCAUGUCAGUGAAAACAAGUGACGGUGACAAACGGGCGCAUUCAGGAAGUUCUCAACGUGCUAUUUAACUUUUAAAACUUCCCAGUUACAAUUUAGGGGACUUGUCUUUCAAACCUGAAUCCUGGACCUGGACUCCAGGAACCAAAAGGUUUUCGGUUGAAGCUGUUUGUGUACAGCUUUCACUCAGACUGCAACCCAACACUGGAUGUUGGUAGAAUCAUUCGAACGGGGGAAGGGAAGUUCUUCCUGACUAGUGGAUAAAACAUAAGUUAUUUGUAAGUAAAAAAACAACUAAAAAAACAUUUAAAAACCUCGAUAAAAAGUAAUCACUUUUAGCAGGCGAGGAGUUUGUGCAGCUCACAGUUACUGAGACUGUGUUCAGUGUUUUGAUCACAGAGAAAUCAUAAACCCCAUGUUUUAAAAAAUAAUCUCCACUCGACUCCAGCUGCUUUUCCUCGCAAUGUCAGAGUUCAGUCAAACCUUUAAGAUCACACAAGUUAUUUCCCGUGACAUGACUGCAGCAGCAGCAGCAGCAGCGGCGGCGACACGUGACUCCAGUCGCCCACAGCCGAUCUCCGCUGCCUCAUCCGACUUCAUGUCCUCUGAAAAUCAUCUUCAUCGCCGUUUGUGUUAAUCAUCGUCAUCCCAACAACUUGACAUAAGACUUUGCACUUGUCUUUUCUCGUGUCUCGUCUUCUGACGGGGAAAAGAACGUUCAGAUUUUUUGUUUUUUUUUAAAUUUCACUGGAACCUUUCUGUCGUGGAACUCUGUUCUUCACGGUGUUUCCUUCACGAGGAAUCUUCUGGGACAGCUCGAGGACUGGCAUUUUAGACGCUCUUCUCUCAAGACAUCCCUUCUCUCGCCUCGCUUCAGGGAGCCACGAUUUUAAACCUGAUCUUCGCCUCCCCGGCGCGGGGCGACUGAUUAUUUUUUAUUCUGUCAACUUCCUCGAAGAAACAUCUUCACAUCCUGAGUGCUUCGGACUGGUUUUAAAAUUAAUUCACAAAGUAAAAAAAGAACAAGUUUGUGCGUGUUUAGAGAGAGAAAGGAAAAAAAGUACACGUUUGUUUGAGAGACACUGUUUUCUUCGUGUUGAAUGAAAAAGAAUCUGUUGUAUUUCAAGGGAAAAUGAGAAAACUAAAUGUUUUAACUCACAUUUAGUUCUUUUCUUCUGCAUUUUCUCCGUUUUGGUUCAGUUUAUGUCGGCAGGUUGCAAAAUAACAACUUCAGUUUCCUUUGAGCUGAGGUCUGAGUUUUUAAUUCAUACUCCUGUGGUUUGGAUAUUCGACGGGAUUUAAAAGGCAGAAUUCGGCUGAAUGUGUUCACAGGAAACAGUCCGACGCCAGAUUAGGAGAUUUGGUGAUUGUACAGUGGAUACGGUUGUUGCAGAAAUAAUCUGGAAGCAUUCUGCGUUUUCGUUUUUGACUUCGCUGCAGAGACGCUUGUGGGGGAUAAACACUGAGGAGAGGAGCCAGUAUUUGUUCCGUGUUGCUGCUUGUUCUCUGAAAACCAAAAGCAUCAUUGGUUACGGGUCUGACCGGGUUCGGUAUCAGCGUAGUUAGACCUCCUCUCUCUGGAGGAGGAGGAGGAGGAGGUGGGGACGCAGCGAAGCAGGUGCUCUGACUCAUCGUCGUGGUUGGUCCCUGGUUGAUCUUCUUUUUUUCCCCUUUUGGGGUUUUUAGCUUUAAAGGCCUGAUCAAAGCACUGAUUUUAAACAUCUGUGGUUUUCCAUUAGCCUCAUAUCCACCACACAGACGGGACGUUUUUUACAGCAGAUGAGUUUAAACACACAUGAACGGAAAAAACCUCUGCUGCGUUUCUGUCCUCGGUCGAAUCUGCAGCUCCGGUGAAGUUUCAUUUCCUGCUGGCAGGUCAAAUGAGGGCAGACGAGGAGAAGAGUCCGUUUCUGAAGUUGGAUUCACGCCGACGAGUUCGUCCUCUUCAUUCUUCUUAGAGGCCGAGUUCUGAUUCAAGAUGUCACAAUGUGAUUCAAAAAUGUGGGUCGGAGAAGUUUCCGUCAGUCGCUAAGUUUCGUCUUUAGCUGGAAAGUGAGCGACGCAGCCGUUUGAGUGGGUGAAGUUCUAUUAUCAGAACCUCGGCAGCUGGUUGACCGCGGGAUGUUUUAGCUGUUGGAAGACAGAUGACACACAAAUGUGCUUUUCUUACUGUAUAGAUGUACAUUGACCUGCGGAGGACGGACGUGAUGAAUGAGACUCACAGUUGAACAAAAUGAGGGGAGGGGAUGGGGGGAGGUUUGUCGGCGCGGUAACGGAGGUUAUUAGAUGUAAAAAGAUGUUAUUUGCACAGCAUUCACAGAAUGCAGCCCUGUUGUGUUUUUUUUCAUUUGUAUUUCUAAAAAUGAAGCACUACUUCUAUAUAAAUAUAAAUAUAUAUAUACUGUACAUUGUGAAAAAAAAAGAAAAGAAAAAACACCCGAAGGAAUGAAUGUCAGAAAUGUUUAAAUUAUUUCAAACAUUGCGUUUGGCCCCUUUGGUUCAUUAUAUUUGUGAUGCCCUGAGAAUGUGUUGUUGUUUUUUUUAAGUAUCAUUAUAAAUACUACUAUUACUAUCAUAACAAUUCUUUUGUGUGAUAAAGACGAUUAAUAAUAAUAACCCUUUUUGUAUCUGCUCACUAACUGUAAAAAAAACCAGCUGUAGAAGUUAGUUUGACACUGUGUGUGUGGCUAACCAGACACCAACCUGCUCCACUCCCGGUUUGAUUUUGUCGCUCCGUGUUAAAAAUAGAAACAGAACUGUAGUGCGCUUGCAUGGCAACAAGAACAUAAUAGUACAAAAAAAAAGAAAAAAAAUCAUAUAUUGUUUCUGUUAUUUGUGCCAUGAAGAAGCAGCAAUAAUAAAACGGCGUGGAGGUUCUGCAGUAGCGGGGUCGUGAGUAAACGAUGGGUUAUAGCGACUGUGUGAAUAUUUGAGGUACUAAAAGUCAAGUCAGACACACUCUGUUAAUAUGUCGUGCUCUUACCACUUGUUGUCAGCGUAAUGUUCAUGUUGGCGCCGCUGAGAAACCAAAAUAUGAAUGAAAAUCAGUUUAACGUGAACAGGGAAUCGAAAAAGCCAAUGACGGAUGAGUUGUAUCUGAAAACAUUCCAGUUUUUAAUCAUCAUUUAAAAAGUGGAAGCGACCCAUCGUCUCUGGAGGGUUUUGUUUUUUUCCUUUUGGGGGAAUUUUUACAUUUGAUUUGUUUCGGCGCCUCCGUUCGUCAUAAAUCAACCUUUUGUUUGACGUUGUGCCUGCGACAGAGUGGUAAGAUGUCACGUGGUUCAAACGUUCUAGGCUGUAAAUGUCUCUGUGUACAGUAUGUUUCAUGUCACACUCACCCAUCCAAUGUGCACGGUUGUUUCACACGCGCGCGCCUGGGAUUCACAGCACAAGUCACUGUCAAAGACGUGUCACAGGUCACCGCUCCUGAAACAAAAAUGAUCAGCAACAGAAAACGCCACACGUCCAUCUGACAGAUCUGCAAAGGGAUUUUUGAGUAACUAGAGGCCUUAAUGUUUGAACGGAUCGACGCUCUCGUUUCUCACAGAGUUGAGGAGAAACUGAGCAGAGGAAAGAGAUUUGUUCCGGCAGCGUUUACAUUUCUGUUCGGUUCACAAAACUCCACUUGCGUGUGAUUUCCUGAACCUCGCGACGUCUUUGACUCAGAAUUUUUGCUGUGAGUUCCUUUCGACCGGAGGAGUUCAGGAGGGACGGGCGGCGGUGGUGAGCUGGUCCCUCUUGCCUCCUCCUCCGGCUGAUCUGUGUUUUAUCACAUUAAUAUAUUGUACGUAAUGUGUGUGUGUGUACAUGUUUUCAUACUUUGUGAAUGCUUUUGUUUCUUUCCUCCUGUUAUUUCUUCAUUAACAAAAAGGAUGAGAAAAUACAAUCAGUAACAAACAUUUACACAUGGAAAUAAAAAAAAUCCACAAGCUUGCCA
This is a messenger RNA of Scophthalmus maximus (turbot), 7796 nucleotides long. It is a transcript of the gene fam13b, whose product is annotated as family with sequence similarity 13 member B. The transcript is spliced from 24 exons. Gene Ontology annotation, biological process: signal transduction. NCBI's taxonomy places the organism in Eukaryota, Metazoa, Chordata, Actinopteri, Pleuronectiformes, Scophthalmidae. The record is from RefSeq and is a predicted model, not a curated record. The coding region runs from base 570 to 3728 and encodes 1052 amino acids.